AUGUCUUCUAAGAAGAUAGUCCUCGUCACCGGUGCAAACAAGAACAUCGGAUACGAAAUCGUAAAGGCCCUACUGCAAUCUGGCAAGCCCUACCAUGUUUUUCUUGGCAGCCGUUCCCUAGAAAGGGGCCAACAAGCGGUCGAGACCCUCCAAAAGGAGUGCGCCGAAUCCUCAAACACUGUCGAGGCCGUCCAAGUCGACAUUACCAGCGACUCCUCCAUCGAGAGAGCCUUCGGGACCGUCAAGGCCAGCAGCGGGCGGAUCGACACCCUUAUCAACAAUGCCGGCAUCACGAAGGACCUUGACUACAUCCGCGGCAAGGUCUCGCUGCGUGAGAGCUUGACCGGCUCCUACAACGUCAAUGUGGCCGGGACGCACGUCAUGACGUCAACAUUCAUGCCGCUGCUUUUGAAGUCCAACGAUCCACGGCUCAUCUUCGUCACCGGCCUCGGGACCUUCGAGCAGUGCGCGCGCGGGGAGAUUCCCUUGCCACCACUGGAACGUGGCUGGCCGAAGAAGUUGGAGUUCGAGACAGUCGGGUACCGCUGCACCAAGACCGCACUCAAUAUGUUGAUGCUCGAUUAUCACUACAAGCUCCAGAAGGACGGCGUCAAGGUCUGGUGCGUCGGGCCGGGGUUCCUUGCAACCGAUCUAGGUGAUGCUAGGGAGAUGGCCGCCGUGAAGGGUGCGGGCCAUCCGAGCAUUGGGGGACAACUGCUGAGGACCGUCGUGGAGGGGGAGAGGGAUGGGGAUACGGGCAAGUACGUUGUGAAGGACGGGAUUCGACUUUUCUAG
This is a messenger RNA of Venustampulla echinocandica, 795 nucleotides long. RefSeq lists its product as uncharacterized. The transcript is spliced from 2 exons. Lineage: Eukaryota; Fungi; Ascomycota; Leotiomycetes; Helotiales; Pleuroascaceae. The record is from RefSeq and is a predicted model, not a curated record. Bases 1 to 795 code for a protein of 264 amino acids.